AUGGCGAAUCGGAAACUAGAGAAGAUGGCAUCAAUUGAUGUUCAUCUUCGUCAACUGGUUCCUGGCAAAGUUAGUGAAGACGACAAACUUGUCGAGUACGAUGCUCUGCUUCUAGAUCGGUUCCUCGAUAUUCUUCAGGACUUGCACGGUGAAGAUCUCCGAGAAACUGUUCAAGAGCUUUAUGAGCAUUCAGCAGAGUACGAAGGGAAGCAUGAUCCAAAGAAGCUAGAGGAGCUAGGGAGUGUGCUGACGAGCUUAGAUCCAGGAGACUCCAUUGUUAUCGCCAAAGCUUUCUCCCACAUGCUUAACUUAGCCAAUCUGGCCGAGGAAGUGCAGAUUGCUUAUCGCCGUAGGAUCAAGAAACUGAAGAAAGGUGAUUUCGUUGAUGAGAGCUCUGCUACCACUGAAUCUGACCUUGAAGAGACUUUCAAAAAGCUUGUUGGUGAUCUCAACAAGUCCCCUGAAGAGAUCUUUGAUGCUCUCAAGAACCAGACUGUGGAUUUGGUUUUGACUGCUCAUCCUACUCAGUCUGUGAGAAGAUCAUUGCUUCAGAAACAUGGGAGGAUAAGAGACUGUCUUGCUCAGCUAUACGCUAAGGACAUUACUCCUGAUGACAAGCAAGAGCUCGAUGAGGCUCUACAAAGAGAGAUUCAAGCUGCAUUCAGAACAGAUGAGAUCAAAAGAACACCACCGACGCCACAAGAUGAGAUGAGAGCAGGGAUGAGUUACUUCCAUGAAACUAUCUGGAAAGGUGUUCCCAAGUUUCUGCGCCGUGUAGACACGGCUCUCAAGAACAUAGGGAUCGAGGAACGUGUUCCUUACAACGCUCCAUUGAUUCAGUUCUCUUCCUGGAUGGGUGGUGAUCGUGAUGGUAAUCCAAGGGUUACACCUGAAGUCACUAGAGAUGUGUGCUUGCUAGCUAGAAUGAUGGCUGCUACUAUGUACUUUAACCAAAUCGAAGAUCUCAUGUUUGAGUUGUCUAUGUGGCGUUGCACUGACGAGCUGCGUGUGAGAGCUGAUGAGCUUCACGCAAAUGCCAGGAAAGAUGCUGCAAAACAUUACAUAGAGUUUUGGAAGUCGAUACCUCCGACAGAGCCAUACCGUGUGAUUCUCGGUCAUGUAAGGGACAAGCUUUACCACACACGUGAACGCGCUCGUCAACUGCUCAGCAAUUCAGUCUCUGACGUCCCUGAAGAGGCUACUUUCACCAACUUGGAAGAGUUCUUGGAGCCGCUUGAGCUGUGUUACCGAUCGCUAUGUGCAUGUGGUGACCGUCCAAUAGCUGAUGGAAGCCUUCUUGAUUUCUUGAGGCAAGUCUCAACCUUUGGCCUCUCUCUUGUGCGGCUUGACAUAAGGCAAGAAUCUGACCGCCACACGGACGUAUUGGAUGCUAUCACCAACCAUUUAGACAUCGGAUCAUACAGAGAAUGGUCUGAAGAACGCCGCCAAGAAUGGCUUCUCUCUGAGCUAAGUGGCAAACGUCCGCUUUUCGGUUCCGAUCUCCCCAAAACCGAAGAGAUCGCUGACGUUCUCGACACGUUCCAUGUCAUAGCCGAGCUACCAGCAGACAGCUUUGGCGCUUACAUUAUCUCCAUGGCAACAGCUCCUUCUGAUGUACUAGCCGUCGAGCUUCUACAGCGCGAGUGCCACGUGAAACGGCCUUUGAGAGUUGUCCCGCUCUUUGAGAAGCUAGCGGAUCUCGAAGCAGCUCCUGCAGCGGUUGCUAGGCUCUUCUCCGUUGACUGGUACAAGAACCGGAUCAACGGUAAGCAAGAGGUUAUGAUCGGUUACUCUGAUUCAGGGAAAGACGCUGGACGUUUAUCCGCCGCUUGGCAGCUAUACAAGGCUCAAGAAGAACUUGUCAAGGUUGCUAAAGAGUACGGUGUGAAGCUGACGAUGUUUCACGGACGUGGUGGCACGGUGGGAAGAGGAGGAGGACCGACUCAUCUUGCUAUCUUGUCUCAGCCUCCGGAUACUAUCAACGGCUCUCUCCGUGUCACUGUUCAAGGUGAAGUCAUCGAGCAGUCGUUUGGUGAAGAGCAUCUAUGCUUCAGAACGCUUCAGCGUUUCACCGCAGCUACACUCGAGCACGGUAUGCAUCCUCCUGUCUCUCCUAAACCGGAAUGGCGCACAUUGCUCGAUGAAAUGGCGGUCGUUGCAACCGAGGAGUACCGGUCCGUUGUGUUCCAAGAACCUCGCUUCGUCGAGUACUUCCGCCUCGCUACACCGGAGCUAGAGUAUGGGCGUAUGAACAUUGGAAGCAGACCUUCGAAGAGGAAGCCAAGCGGAGGAAUUGAGUCUCUCCGUGCGAUUCCAUGGAUCUUUGCUUGGACUCAAACAAGAUUCCAUCUUCCUGUGUGGCUUGGAUUCGGAGCAGCGAUUAGGCACGUGGUGGAGAAGGACGUCAAGAACCUACACAUGCUUCAGGAUAUGUACCAACACUGGCCUUUCUUCAGAGUCACCAUUGAUCUGAUCGAGAUGGUGUUCGCUAAAGGAGAUCCUGGUAUCGCUGCCUUGUACGACAAGCUUCUUGUUUCAGAGGAGCUAUGGCCUUUUGGUGACAAACUCAGAGCUAACUUCGAAGAAACCAAGAAACUCGUCCUCCAGACUGCUGGACACAAGGAUCUUCUUGAAGGAGAUCCUUACUUGAAACAGAGACUGAGACUUCGUGAUUCUUACAUCACCACUCUCAAUGUCUGUCAAGCUUACACAUUGAAGAGGAUCCGUGAUCCGAGUUACAACGUGACUCUACGGCCUCACAUCUCCAAGGAGAUUGCGGAGUCGAGCAAGUCUGCACAAGAACUCGUCGAGCUUAACCCGACGAGCGAGUACGCGCCUGGACUUGAAGAUACACUCAUCUUGACCAUGAAAGGUAUCGCUGCUGGUCUUCAAAACACCGGUUAA
Microthlaspi erraticum is the source of this 2904-nucleotide messenger RNA. The record is from the annotation of a GenBank genome assembly. Lineage: Eukaryota; Viridiplantae; Streptophyta; Magnoliopsida; Brassicales; Brassicaceae.